Saccharomyces mikatae IFO 1815 is the source of this 723-nucleotide messenger RNA. RefSeq names its product protein-S-isoprenylcysteine carboxyl O-methyltransferase (gene STE14). The coding region runs from base 1 to 723 and encodes 240 amino acids. The record is from RefSeq and is a predicted model, not a curated record. The transcript has a single exon. Gene Ontology annotation, biological process: C-terminal protein methylation. Gene Ontology annotation, cellular component: endoplasmic reticulum; membrane. Gene Ontology annotation, molecular function: protein C-terminal S-isoprenylcysteine carboxyl O-methyltransferase activity. NCBI's taxonomy places the organism in Eukaryota, Fungi, Ascomycota, Saccharomycetes, Saccharomycetales, Saccharomycetaceae.
AUGCCUCAAGACCUUCCAGAUGAUGAACAUGUGUAUCCAAAUAUCAAACGCAAUCCGCUGCACGAGGUGACCAAGACAUCAUACCUACUAGGGAUCCUUCUGGGUAUUUUUGUAGGUCUUUUCCCGCAAACCAGGUUCAAAAAUUUUAACUUGUUUAUUAUUGCCUUGUCCUUAUUCCAUUUUUUGGAGUAUUAUAUCACAGCUAAAUACAACCCUCUCAAAGUACAUUCAGAGUCAUUUCUUUUGAACAAUGGGAAAAGUUACAUGGCGGCGCAUUCCUUUGCCAUUCUGGAAUGUCUUAUCGAGAGUUUUCUUUUUCCCAACCUGAAAUCUUUCAGCUGUUCUCAAACCACUAAGUUCUGUACCAUACUUGGAUGUCUUCUAGUAAUUCUGGGGCAAUAUACCAGAACUGUUGCCAUGCACACUGCAGGGCAUUCUUUUUCACACAUUGUGAAAACCAAGAAGGAGUUUGAUCAUGUAUUAGUGAAAUCUGGCAUUUACUCAUGGUCAAGGCACCCAAGUUAUUUUGGGUUUUUUUGGUGGGCAAUUGGAACUCAGUUACUUCUUCUAAAUCCUAUAUCAUUGCUUAUUUUCAUUUCUGUGCUUUGGAAAUUCUUCAAUGAUAGGAUUCGUGUUGAAGAAAAAUAUUUGAUAGAGUUCUUUGGUACAGAAUACACAAACUACAAGCAUAAAGUUGGUGUUGGAAUACCGUUUUUACAGUAG